Cherax quadricarinatus is the source of this 1842-nucleotide messenger RNA. RefSeq lists its product as uncharacterized. The record is from RefSeq and is a predicted model, not a curated record. NCBI's taxonomy places the organism in Eukaryota, Metazoa, Arthropoda, Malacostraca, Decapoda, Parastacidae.
AACAGGUUGAGUUAGUAACCAUCAACCAUGAGGAACAUGUGGAUGCCCUCUCAGCUGCUACUGCUAUUGCUGGUGUUCCGGGCAGUGAUGGUCGCCCAGGUAGCAGAAAUGAUGGAGACGUUAACAGUGCGACGUGUUGGCUACAUAGCAGGUGAGGGAGUAUAUUCCUGCAUUGUACGACAAGAAGGUCUACCACCUGACCCAACUCUCACCUACACAGCAACAUUUAUAACUCAUGACAAUAUUGUUGAAAAAAGCUGUUCAGGUGUGCUACAUCCUGAACCUGACGAGACAGGUGAAGGAACCAUACACUGCUUCUCCCCGUGUUCCAUCCUCGAGGAUUACCACUUCUCAGACUGGGAGAUAAUCAUCGUCACAGGUCGCGAUUCUGAUGGUGUGACUGUUCACUAUGGUGAAAGUACCAUCAGUUUUAAGAGUGUGGAAGUGACGUCAACACAGAGAGGUGGUACAGUGGUGGAGAUCGCAUGGCAGCCACAACUUGACAGAAUCUACCAGGUACAGCUGUGGGUGAACUCCCAUUUGGGAGACAAUACUGUGCCUCCUGAAGCCGUCUUUCACCGUGAAAUCAUACGUAGAGACGAGAUGUCUCCCUUACACAGACGAAUGAUGAAUUUCCUGGGUGAGGGGAAACACACGCACUAUUGGUAUCGUUCUGGUGGAUUGGUAGUGCCAGGAGCUCCCACUAUACAUGAGAUCUCUGGCGUGGUGAGCUGUCCAGACGGACGUUGUCGUUACUACUUCCUGGACAUGCCAGAAUCAGGAGACUACCUGGGCGAGGUGCUCGACGUCACAGAGGGCGUUGUCUACUCGUGCAGGGGCAGCACACACCAGCUGGAUCUAUACCGGGACAGUUUGAAUAUUGCAGAAGUAGUCAUUGAAAGCGUGGGUCUUGAUCCUGAUCCAGCAGCGAGGCCCAAGAGGAUGACUGUGAUAACUGACAGCGAUAUAAGUGAUACAGGAGAGUUCACAGCCUUGGUGAUCAAUGGUUACGAUCACAGCCAAGCCGUGGAGACCCUCCCAGGACAGUGUCUUCCUCUCAGUAACGGGUGUGUUAUUCAAGACCUGGAGACCUUGAACGACCCAGUUAAUGGAGGGCCAGUGGACGACCUGCGGCUCCUAAUGGUUAACAACGACCAGGCUGUCUCCUCCAGUGUUACUGUUUUUGACUUGCUGGUACGUGUGAGGUGGGCAGAUAAGGGCAGUGUUACAGUGGCGUGGGAGAGGUCAUCAUGGGCCUCACAGUACACCGUCAGAGUCCUGCCACAAGAGGGUCAUGAACCACCAUCAGUCACCGUAAACUGUGCCCGUAGAGGUACAGCUUGUGAGGCGACAUUCACUGACUUACUGAACGGUACCUACGUGGCUGAGGUGACCUACGUAGCUGAAGUACCUACCACACUUACCACUGAGUUCAAGGUAGAGGAUGGUGGGAGUGUCAGUGAAUGUCAUCUACCUUUCCAAGAGAUCGCAGGAUCGUGUCUCAUGAUAGAGACAGUGGUAUUAGGCACCUGGGACGAGAUGAAUAACUUUUGUCAUGAGUUGGGAGGUCAGCUGGUCAAGGUCGACAGUGAUGUCUCCAUGUACGACCUUGUCAAGUACAUCUUUGACAAUGGUCUACACUACCACUCCUACUGGAUAGGAGCCUCAGACAGAGAUGAGGAGGACAACUACCGCUGGCUGGAUGGUAAGUGAGGUUAAGAGAGGUACACCCUACUGGGGCUACACUGAUGAUGUACAGGAACCUUCUGGAGGAACUGACAGAAACUGUGUUAUCCUCAACAGAUUCGCUUUCUUUUACUUCUAUGACACCUUCUGCACCAA